Siniperca chuatsi (mandarin fish) is the source of this 3919-nucleotide messenger RNA. RefSeq names its product mucin-1-like. Bases 2688 to 3329 code for a protein of 213 amino acids. The transcript is spliced from 3 exons. Lineage: Eukaryota; Metazoa; Chordata; Actinopteri; Centrarchiformes; Sinipercidae. The record is from RefSeq and is a predicted model, not a curated record.
AAUAAUAUUGCUUAAAGGAAGCAUAUAUAAGGUGAAUAGAAUUGGUCCAAGCACAGAACCUUGUGGAACUCCAUGAUUAACUUUGGCGUGCAUAGCAUUAGAACUAAAGGCCUGUCUCUCUAUAUAAACAUGUUUCAAAUAAAGGCAUGGCCUUGAGGUAUUGGAUUAUUUUCCUAUCUUUAUUCAAGAGCAUGUUCUUUUAAUUUGAGAGGAUGACAUAUUGAUUCAGAUUUUGUAAUAUGUUGUUGCUUGUACAGAUUUCCUGCAGUCCAGCUUCAGCCCUUCUCCUUGCGCUCACGCAGAGAGCAGAAGUUUCCCGAGUGCACAGAAGCAUCUGUGCACUCUGGAAACUUCUGCUCUCAGAUUUCUCCUCUGUUCUUGGAUUUUUUGUUCAAUAAUCCUGUCAAAAUCCCCAACCAAUGGAAUACCAGGUGUAGUGUUGACCAGUGAAAUGAUCCCUGCCUCGUAGCAGGUGCGUUCACUUUACUUCUUAUAGCGUCCCAUACAGGCGGUUGCUCUUUAACCAGGUUCAUAAACUCCCGCCCUACACGUCUUACUUCCCUUGCUUUCUUUACAUCUUUUGGAAUAAACGGACAGUUAUUACAUAUACCAGUGCCUAUACAUUUUACUAUAAUAGCUAAAUACUAAGGGAAUGUGAAGGUACGUCAUGCUGUGUUGCAUGUUGGGAUGGCGGCGCCAUCUUGUGAGGAACGCGCUCUGUUGUUGCUGCUACGGUGGUUAACAGAGUUACCUGCUUACCUUUUGUUUGACUAAAAAGUUGGUUAAAUCGGUUAAAUCUGAUGGAGAAGAGAAACGAGAAAUAAAAGGGACCCUACCUGGAGAAAAAUUUAAAAAUCCCUAGAAGCUCAUUAACAGGUUUUGCUGUUGCUGUGCAUGAUCUGCAUGAUCUGCUAAUUGAAGUGAAGUCGGACACCGGCAAACCGCGAGAGCACAGUCAUACUUGUAAAGGCCAACACAUCACUACAUUUAGCUACAACAAGGGAUGUUGCCUGCCAGACCAACCCACCACAGAGACACACUGAAGUGCAGAUCCUGAUGAAGCUCAGGUGAUGGCUGGACCCAUCAGAGGAGGAAGUUAUUGCUUGGCAGGUGUCAUGACAUGUCAAGCGACGACCUGAAGACAACACAGCGGCCAGCAGCAUCAGGAAAGUCUUAUCCACAGGAAGACAUGUCAGGAUGAACACUGCGACCUGAGAGCCACAAUACCAGCUGACACUUCAGUAACCCUUUACCUCAGUGGAGGACAUGAUCUGGACAGUUUACAUAAAAGUUUUGGCUUUGCUACUUUUACAAAUUAUAUUUAUAUUUCCAUUUCACUAUGAAUAAAGUGCUUUAUUUUUAAAGAGUGUUUUGGUCAUUUUUAAAUUUAGUAGUAAGUGUGGUAUUAGUGAAACAUGUUCUUUCACAAAGGUUUUAUGUAAUUUCACUGUUUAAAUAGGUGAUAUAAAAAACUAUAGGAGGGUCAAAAAACCUGGUUCAUUUAACAUCCUGACUAUGACAAUGUGAAAAGAGUUUUCCUAAGAAUCCUUUACUGCAGGUAGUAAAUAAUGACUAGGCAACACAAGACAUUCCUGUUUCACAGACAAACUUUAUUACUGUAUUGACAGAUCACAAUACAAGUUAUACAAUAUUCUCUACAGUAUUGUGAAAGGGUGUCAAACACAUAAUCUGCAGCUUUGACAAACAUUUUAAAACAUAAAUAUGGAAAUAAUUGUCUGACAAUUAAAAACUUCUCAAAUGAAAACAUCCAAGUUACUCUGAAACAUGGACACAGUACAGCCCUCACAGCUUUGGUUACUGUACAGUUUUUCAACUAAAUAAGCAGGUUACUGUUAUAGUUUAAGGGUUUUUCAUUUCCUGUUUUAUUUUGUAGUGUGUCCCUCUCCUUGUGUGUUUUGUGGUUUUACUUCCUGCCUUUGUUUGCUUUCCCUCCAGUUUUGAUUGUUGGCCCUUCCUUGAUUGUUUGCACCUGUGUCUCGUUGUUUCACCUCCCUUAGGGUAUUUAGUCCGGGUCUCUGUCUUUGUUCAGUGUUGGAUCAUUGUUGAUACUGAUGGUGUGAUUCCUUCCUUGAGUGUUGUUCCUGUCUUGUGAGUGUUCCUGACAUUUGUGUGUGUCGCCAUUUGGUGCAUAUUGUUGUACCUGGUUCCAGUGCCCAGUUCCCUGUCAUUUUUACAGUGAGUUCUGUUUUCAAUUCUUUGUCUCCCGUGGACCUUGGUUGGAUUAUGGAUUUUAUAAUUUGCCUGCUCCUUAUUGAACUGUUUUGCCACCUUGGACUCACUUCCCUGCUUCCACCACUGCCAGCCGGUAACCUAUCUGCCUUUUGCCUGUCUCCUACCGGUCUGUCUGCCUGUACCCAAUAAACACUGUAGUCAUCCGGCUACCUCAUCCUCAUACUGCUUCCUGAUAAUCUGCUUUUGGGUCCACAUACCACUACACAUCAUACGACAGAAUGACCCAACAGUCAUGGACCCUGCAGAAGUCGACUCUCUUAUGAGGGAGUUAAAGGAAGUGUUCUCCACGCUAGAGACAUUCAGCCUCUCCAUUCAGGGCUCUGUGGAUAUCCAACGCAGGCAUUUUGUAUACUCCUUAAUGGAGAGGACAAUACUAUCUACCCAGGCUUGCAACUCUUCCCAUUCUGGUAGAGAACCUUGCGGCAAUCUCCAGCAUGAGGCAAGAUUUGCAGCCCUACCUCGACUCCCGGCCCGCCAGUCAUCAGCCUGCACUCCAGCCUGCUGGUCUCCAGUCAGCAUCUCAGCCUGCUAACCAGGUGGUACCUCAGGCUGUUGCUGUCUUGGCGCGUUCUGGGAAAUCCUCCAGGACGAAGUGUGGCUCCCACAGCGGCUCGCCUGCUCCGCUGCCCAGCGGCUCGCCUGCUCCGCUGCCCAGCGGCUCGCCUGCUCCGCUGCCCAGCGGCUCGCCUGCUCCGCUGCCCAGCGGCUCGCCUGCUCCGCUGCCCAGCAGCAGCCUCCUGGACUCCCUGCUGGAUCGCAGUUGCCUCCUUUCCCGGCUGGAUCACAGCAGCACCAACCCCUCGCCGCCGCUGGAUCGCAACCGCCUUUUGCCCCGGCUGGAUUGCAGCAGCACCAAUCCCUUGUUGCCGCUGGAUCACAGCCUCCUCCUGCCCCAGAUGGACUACCUACCACUACACAUCAUACGCCAGUUACUUUAUAAGAUCAGUGAUUCUUUCAGUAAUGUUGAUGGUAACUUACAGGAUAAAGUCUAUUCCAGGCAGGUUGUUGAUUAUGGGAGUGUAAUGCAAUCACUUGAGCAGCCUAUGUCCCAAUGUCUCAAACGCAAACCAAAAUAAAACUGGAUUAAACUAAACAGGCGGGACGUUUGCGUCCAUGAAAUCGAGCUAAAUGACAGCUUCUUGCAGGAUUUUGAGGUACCUCUUUAAUUCAGAAAACCAGAGCAGAUUUUGUGAAUGUGUGUGAAAGUGAAUGCAUUACGCUUCCGUAGCUGCCUCUCUAUGGUGUUACUGGUGUAAUAAUUGAACUAAUGUGUAGUCAGGUUAACACACAGGGCACAGUAGCUACAGUACUUACUAUUGAUUACUUUAGUGGGUUUUUUUGUUGUCUUUUUACCAGAAAUAAUUGCUUGACUAAUAUUUCACAUCUAUUUUUUCAUAUUGUACUUUCACCCCCACAUCCUGGUAAUUACUGUAAGUGUUUACACUAGCUACAUAAUGUACUACAUGUGCAUGCUAACACCUUAAUUUUUCCAAAAAUAAUCAUUCAGUCAAUCCUUCUGUUUCUUAUUAGAUGUUCAUACAAAAGUUCUUGUCAUGGGAAUUGCCAUUUUUACUUGAUUAAGGCUCCUAAAACUCUGAAUCAAACGGGCACAACCACGUUUUUCACCUGGUGUGUACAGUUUCACAAUGAUCUCUUUUAUCAUCUG